This is a messenger RNA of Rhinichthys klamathensis goyatoka, 2401 nucleotides long. It is a transcript of the gene lrrc24, whose product is annotated as leucine rich repeat containing 24. The record is from RefSeq and is a predicted model, not a curated record. Gene Ontology annotation, molecular function: protein binding. The transcript has 5 exons. NCBI's taxonomy places the organism in Eukaryota, Metazoa, Chordata, Actinopteri, Cypriniformes, Leuciscidae. Bases 475 to 2241 code for a protein of 588 amino acids.
GAGAGAGAGAGAGAGAGAGAGAGAGAGAGAGAGAUGUAGGCGACCCAGCAGAGCUCAUAGGGAAGCAGGGAAUUGGAGAAAGGUUCUUAACCUAUUUUACAGGGAUGCUGAACGUCAUUUUGGUUUGUUAAUCUCUUAUUGGUAAGAGAUUCACGACUCGGCCGAUAUUGAUUUGGUAUUUUGUUUGUAAGGGAUGUCACAGAGGAAUAUUCAAGCUUCGCUGCUGUGAGGAUGGCAGGACGGAGCGGUGGCCUUUUCGGAUCGCAGCUCAAAUGCCGCUUUGUUCGCCGUCCAGACGUGGAUUGAUAUUUCAUUCAUGUGCAUCUGAAUUCAGUCCGUAUAAAGACCAACAGCGUAGCUCUUCAACGCCGCACACACUCAGCACUGCACCGAGACCACGCAACGUUACAGGAGUUCCGCCGCCUCUUUUCUAUCAUUCCGUCUCUUUCCUGUUUUUGCAGUUUUUUCUCUGAGAUGAAUCCUCCUCAGCUCUCUGUGGUGUUGGUGCUGAUGUUGGCCCAGCUGUGCGCAUCUUCUCUUGGUUGUCCUUCAGGGUGUCGCUGCUACAGUUUGACCGUGGAGUGUGGAUCCACCGGACUCAAAGAGAUCCCGCAAGGCAUUACUCACGGGACACAGACCAUCUUUCUACAGGACAAUGCCAUUGGACAGAUCCGUCAGCGGGAUCUCUCUGACCUCGGCCAGCUGCACUACCUCUACCUGCAGAAUAACAGCAUCUCCACGCUCGAGCCCGGGGCCUUCAGGAGCCUGGGUCUGCUUCUGGAGCUCGCGCUCAAUGGAAACCGCAUCCACCUGAUCACAGCGGACGUCUUCCGUGGCCUGGACCACCUGCGCAUCCUCUACCUCGCAGGAAACCAGAUCACCAGACUCGAGGACUACACUUUCCGCGGACUGCAGCGGUUGCAGGAGCUGCAUCUGCAGGAGAAUGCGGUGGAGGUGCUGGGAGAUCAAGCUCUGGUGGGUCUGUCCUCUCUGGCUCUUCUGGAUCUGAGCAGGAACAACCUGAGGACCCUGAGUCCCGCGUCACUCAAACCCCUCGUCAGCCUGCAGGUGCUGAGAGUCACGGAUAACCCGUGGCGCUGCGACUGCGCUCUGCACUGGCUGCGCGGCUGGAUAAACGAAGAGGGUCAGAGGUUGUUGAGCUCAGCCGAGCGCCGGAUGCUGUGUGCCGAACCUCCGCGGCUGUCCCACCUCAGUCUGGUGGAGGUUCCCCCUAACAGCCUUGUUUGCAUCCCGCCUGUAGUGCAACUGGAGCCCAGCCACUUGACGGUGCGUUUGGGGGAGAGUCUACGCGUGUCCUGCCAGGCGUCCGGAUACCCGCAGCCCCAAGUCACCUGGAGGAAAGCGUCUCACGGAAAAGCCCAGCUGUCUCCCAGAGGUCUGGUGCAGGAGGUCGGGAUGGACGGAGACGCAAGGACCGGCGGGCGGUUGGUGACGGCCAGGCCUGGCGGAAAAGGAGGGCCGUCGAGUCGCGGGCCAGUCCGAGGAGGAGCCGAGGAGGGAGGCGACCGGGAAAACUUUGAUCCCGAUACGGGAAGCGGGAUGUUGUUUCUCAGCAAUGUCACGGUGGCGCACGCCGGACGCUACGAAUGUGAGGCCUGGAAUCCCGGCGGUGUGGCUCGUGUGACUUUUCACCUCUCUGUGAACAUGUCUUCGUCCCGCUCGGAAAUCUGGCCUCGGUUGCAUUCCUCGUCGUACUAUCAUCCUUCCUCUGUGGACGUGAGCCAGGAGCCGCUGUAUGAACUGGAAAGCAUGGACUUCAACGCACUGGGAACCGCCACGCAGACGGCCAUCGCGGUGGGAAUCUCGCUGCUCGCCUUGACGGCGCUGUUGCUGCUCUGCAUGAUUUACAGUCGGCAUCGCCAGCGGCAGAAAGAGGAAGGCGGGUACGGCGCCAGCAAAGAGGAAAGCAUCCUUUACGUCAACGACUACUCCGACGGUCCCACCACGUUCGCUCAGCUCGAAGAGUACCGGGACGAACGCGGCCACGAGAUGUACGUGUUAAACCGCGCCAAACCGGUGCUGCCCUCACCCCCGACAUGCAUCCAACAGGGGUCAGUGCUAAAGGCCAGUGAGUGUCUGACUCCAGGCCGGGCCACAGGGAUCGGACCCCGCAGAGCUCCCGCAGAAGGAGGAGAAGGACCUCCGCUUGAUCCCGAAGGGUUGUUCAUGAACCAGAGCUUGCUGUUCGACACGCAGAUCGCUUAUGAGAUCCACUGCUGAACUGUAUCGCUGGAAAGACUUUGGGUUUUUGCCAGUGGAUGUUAUCCUGCUGAAUUUCCUUUCGUUCUGAGAGCACAAAUGUUUUUUUAAAGCAUUAAGGGAAUAACAGACUUUCAAGCUGCGUUGUGCAAUUUCAGUGCAUCAAAUGUAUUUGCUAAAU